Micropterus salmoides (largemouth bass) is the source of this 1800-nucleotide messenger RNA. Its product is annotated as kelch-like protein 10. NCBI's taxonomy places the organism in Eukaryota, Metazoa, Chordata, Actinopteri, Centrarchiformes, Centrarchidae. Gene Ontology annotation, molecular function: protein binding. The transcript is spliced from 5 exons. Bases 32 to 1768 code for a protein of 578 amino acids. The record is from RefSeq and is a predicted model, not a curated record.
UUUGCUUAAGUCAUAUUAAGAAAAAUUCAAGAUGAGUGACCAAGAUGAGCCAAGCUCAGUGUACAAUGAUCUUCGUCUGAAUGGAGAGUUUUGCGAUGCAGUCAUCCAAGUCGAGGAUGUGGAAUUUCAAAUCCACAAGGUCAUCCUCUGUAAAUGCAGCCCAUACUUCCGAGCUCUCUUCAGACGCUGGUCAAACCCAGACGCAAAGGUCUUUAACCUACCCGGCCUGUCUCCUGACAUGAUGCAGCUCAUCAUUGAGUUUGCAUACAGCGGCUCUGUAUCUGUGACAGAGGACAAUGUACAAGAGCUGCUGCUGGCAGCCGAUCAGCUCAAUGUAAUUGACCUUGUACAAGCCUGCUGCGAAUUUCUGGGGGAGCAGCUCUGCCCACAGAACUGCAUCGGCAUCUGGCAGUUCACCAACAUCUGCUUCUCCUCCGAACUUCAGCGCAAGGCCUACCGCUAUAUCAUUGAUCACUUUGAGGAGGUUGUGUCCUGUGAAGAGUUCCUGCAGCUCUCUGUGCAGGAACUAAGUGACAUCAUUGAUAGAGACGACCUCAGUGUGAGAAAGGAGAGUUCUGUGUACGAGGCCAUCCUUAAGUGGAUCGCCCACAAACCAGAAGAACGAAAAGGACACAUCACAGUACUCUUGUCUAAGGUUCGGCUGGCCUUGACGAGUGCAGAGUACAUCAGGAUUCACGUGAUGUCCAAUGAGCUGCUGGAGAACAACAAAGUAUGCCUGCCCAUGUUCAGAGAUGCCAUGCAAACCAUCUGUGACAUGAUUACAAACAGAACCUCUGUGUCUGGUGUCUAUAACCCUCAAGCCCGCCCUCGCCUGCCUACUGCCAUCCUGUUGGCCAUUGGAGGCUGGAGUGGUGGCGAUCCAACUAAUGGCAUUGAGGUGUAUGAUGUCCGCGCUGACCGCUGGUGCAACAUGGUAAAUAAUCUGGAGCGUCCUCGUGCCUAUCAUGGCACUGCCUUUCUCAAUGGCCAAAUCUACUGUGUUGGUGGCUUUGACAGGGUGGAGCAUUUUAAUAGUGUGUGCAGGCUUGACCUGAGCACAAACACCUGGCAUGAGGCGGCACCCAUGUACUGCCGCCGCUGCUAUGUAAGUGUCACUGUGCUGAACGGAUACAUCUAUGCUAUGGGUGGCUAUGAUGGGCACACACGACUCAACACUGCAGAGCGCUACAGGCCCGAGACCAACCAGUGGAGUCUCAUAUCACCCAUGCACGAGCAGAGGAGCGAUGCCAGCAGCACAACACUCCACAACAAGGUUUAUAUUUGUGGUGGUUUCAAUGGGAACGAGUGCCUGCAAACAUGUGAAUAUUACAGCCCAGAGACCAACCAGUGGACAAUGAUCACCCCCAUGGACAACAGGCGCAGUGGAAUUGGCAUCAUCGCACAUGCAGACCAUGUCUACGCAGUUGGUGGCUUUGAUGGCAACAACCGCCUGCGCAGCGCUGAGGCCUACAAUCCCGAGACCAACACCUGGCACGCAGUGUCCUCCAUGUUGACCCCCCGCAGCAACUUUGGUAUUGAAGUGAUUGAUGAUCAGCUGUUUGUUGUUGGGGGCUUCAACGGCUUCACCACCUCCUAUAACGUUGAGUUCUAUGACGCAACAACUGAUGAGUGGUCUGAAGCCUGUGACAUGGAGAUUUUCCGCAGUGCCCUGAGCUGCUGUGUGGUGUACGGGAUCCCCAACAUCGCUGAGUACACGUUCCCCCGUGACUCACUGUCGCUUUUGGAGUCUGUGGAGUCAGAAGACUAAAAGUAACUAAAUAAAUUUCUCGCUGCAUCAAA